Messenger RNA from Neogale vison (American mink), 3325 nucleotides. RefSeq names its product serpin family B member 1 (gene SERPINB1). Bases 209 to 1345 code for a protein of 378 amino acids. The record is from RefSeq and is a predicted model, not a curated record. Lineage: Eukaryota; Metazoa; Chordata; Mammalia; Carnivora; Mustelidae. The transcript has 7 exons. Gene Ontology annotation, biological process: negative regulation of endopeptidase activity. Gene Ontology annotation, molecular function: serine-type endopeptidase inhibitor activity.
CGCUGCGCGGAGCCCACAUUUACCUCCCUUCUACAAGGCCAAGCCUCCAAGCCCGGACUCCCAGGAAGUCCUCUGGGGGAAGGGCCAAGGCCCUGCCCUACUGCCUGCUCGCGCCUGCCUGGGCGACACUCCCCUUCCGCAGCUAUAAGGGCUUCGGACCGUAAGCUUCUUUACUCGGAGCCUGUCGGAUCGCGGAGCCGCCUUCACCAUGGAGCAGCUGAGCACAGCCAACACCCAUUUCGCCGUGGACCUGUUCCGCGCUUUGAAUGAGGACAAUCCUACUGGGAACAUCUUCAUCUCUCCCUUCAGCAUUUCAUCAGCACUGGCCAUGAUCUUUCUGGGGACUCGAGGCAAUACUGCAGCACAGGUGUCCAAGACUCUUCAUUUUGAUAUGGUUGAAGAGAUUCAUUCAAGAUUUCAGAGUCUGAAUGCUGAUAUCAACAAACGUGGAGCUUCCUAUAUCCUGAAACUUGCUAAUAGGUUAUAUGGAGAGAAGACGUACAAUUUCCUCCCUGAGUUCCUAGCUUCAACUCAGAAAAUGUAUGGUGCUGAAUUGGCCAGUGUGGAUUUUCAGCAAGCCUCUGAAGAUUCGAGGAAGGUGAUUAAUGAGUGGGUUAAAGGGCAGACGGAAGGGAAGAUUCCAGAACUGUUGGCUACAGGUACGGUUGACAGCAUGACUAAACUCGUGCUGGUGAAUGCCGUCUAUUUCAAAGGCAGCUGGGAGGACGAGUUUCGGAAGGAAGACACUGCGGAUGCCCAAUUCCGACUGAAUAAGAAAGACCAAAAAACUGUGAAAAUGAUGUAUCAGAAGAAGAAACUCCCCUUUGGCUACAUCCAGGACCUCAAGUGCCGUGUGCUGGAACUGCCUUACCGGGGCAAGGAGCUCAGCAUGAUUAUCCUGUUGCCUGAUGACAUUGAGGAUGGGUCCACGGGUCUCAAGAAGAUUGAGGAACAGCUGACUCUGGAAAAACUGCAUGAGUGGACCAAAGCUGAGAAUCUGGAUUGGGUUGAAGUCAACGUCCACUUGCCCAAGUUCAAACUGGAGGAGAGCUAUGACCUCAACUCCCACCUAGCCCACCUGGGUACAGAGGAUCUCUUUAGUCGCAAGGCUGAUCUGUCUGGCAUGUCAGGAACCAGGGAUCUUUUCAUAUCAAAAGUUGUCCACAAGUCCUUUGUGGAAGUGAAUGAAGAGGGCACAGAGGCGGCGGCCGCUACAGCAGGCAUUGCCACCUUUGCCAUGUUGAUACAUGAGGAGAACUUUGUUGCUGACCAUCCAUUCAUUUUCUUCAUUCGGCACAAUCCCUCAUCUCACAUCCUGUUCUUGGGCAGACUUUCUUCCCCUUAGAGACUGGAAAUACGAGGUCAAGCUUAGAGCUUUGUUAGCUGCACUUUUAAUGGUGUCAAGUUUCACACAUCUUUGCCAAUACCACUACCAUCCCUAAGCAGAUCUUUAAUUUCACUUGUAAGUUCAGCUCUUUCCUGUUUACAUACACCCAUGAACUUUGGCACAGAUAUCUAUUUUCCUAUUUUUUUUUAUAGUGACAAAGUCCAGUGAUUGCUUUUGAAUGCAAGUUAAAAAAAAAAAUCAAGAAACGAGAUGUGUUAGAUUCUUGACAACAUAGUAGUCUAUGAAGUUGCUAUGCUCUUCUGGUAACCAAAGGAAACAUGGUAAUUCUGUAAUUUAUUUUACACACAGAAUUUUGAAAGCCCAAAUCGAGAGACACAUACUGUAGAAAGGAAGCUUAAAAACGGAUAUUCAGUGGAAAUAUAGGGCCUCAAUUAAGGGCCUGGUUUAUAAAGACAAAAUUGCCUUGGCCAAGAUUUCUGAUCCCUUAUUCUACAAGAUUAGUGUUUUUGGUGGUGGUUCUUACUCUUUCAAACUCUUAGAGCCACCAGGCUAUCCAGGUCAUAGCCUGCCUUCUCCUUUUCAUUCUCCUUUAUCCUACGUGAUGUGGCAUUGGUGUGGGAUUACAUGGAGUCAAAAAGUAGGUGUCUUAUCAUAAAAGAUGCUAAGAAAUGACAGAAAGAGUAAUAUAGUGGGAAACGCUAUUAAGCAAAGAGGGGGUGCCAAGAUCUCACUUGUUAACUGUUUCCUUGCUUGUUUUCUGAUGAAGGUUCUCGACUUCAGUCAUGUGAUACUGGUUUUUGUGGCAAUGGGAUGGCUUUAUGCAGGCUGUGGGGGGAAGUAGGGGGUGGACUCUGAGUGAUAUACAUGUACUGCUUGGAAUGAGGCUUGAAAUGCUGCAUUUUCUUGUUCCCACAAAACUAGUUGGCUGGUUAAUAAAUGUUCCUAAGAUUCUAUAAGCCAGACUCAUCUCAGUCCCCUCCUUGUUCUCUUGGAUCUUAGAUAAGCCAAGAGUAAAACAGGGAGUUCUUGGCCUGAAGGAACUGAUGUCCAUAUGACAGUCCUCAGAAUAAAAAAAAAACAUUUUGGCAAAUCUGUUGUCGGAAAGCUUUCCUUCCUUGUUUUCUUCUUCUGGAAGGAAAUAAGGUGAAAACUCUAAAGUCCUUACAUUGUCUGGGAAGAGAAUAGAACAGAAGCACAAUUACAAUUACAUUCUAUUUUGAUAAGUCAGGGGUGCAUGUUGUGUAGUCUAAGGUAACCACUAGGAGAAGAGUGAAAGGGUUUAUAACCGAAAAAAAAAACAAAGAGAAAAAAUAAACUAUCCAAAAAGAAGAAAGAUGAGAGAAAAGUACAUAGAGCAGACAUGAGAAAUACCAAGAUGGUAUAUUAAACACCAAAUAUCUAGGUAACUACUUAACAUGCAAAUUGGCUAACUGUGCCAGUUAAAAGACAAAGAUGUUUAGGCUAAAUUGCAAAUAAUACUAUCUGGUGUUUAUAAGAAAUAUAUCUGUAACAUAAAAAUAGAGUUUAAAAGAAAAGAAUGGAGAAUAUAUAUGGUACAAAUACCAUAGAAAUAGAUAUAAGCUACAGAUAUUUUUGGUGGAACAUGUUAAGUGGUUCUAGUAUUUAUACAAUAAUGUAAAAUGACCAAGGAUAUCCAAGACAGUCUUGGAAGAAGAACCAGGUGACAGGACAUAAUUAAAUUGAGACUUCCUCUAACUAAUGUCAAUGUCCUCUUUUACUCUGAAAAUUGAGUCAGUUUGGAUAAUAAGUCAUAUGGUCAUCCUAGCUAUAACAAACAUAGCACUUCAAAGUUGAGAGUGAAGGAAGAAAUUUUCAAUCAAUUGUUCUGGGAUAUUUGGGAAUGCGUAUGGAAAGUAAUUCAAGUUGAUUCCUGUCUUGAACCUGAACAAAUAUUCAUACCAGCUGGACUUAAACUCUGAGAGCAAAACAAUAAAAUUUUAGAAGGUCAUAUACAAA